Molecule: messenger RNA, 4598 nt
Organism: Rhagoletis zephyria (snowberry fruit fly)
Lineage: Eukaryota; Metazoa; Arthropoda; Insecta; Diptera; Tephritidae
Product: protein folded gastrulation-like
Source: RefSeq, a predicted model, not a curated record
CACUUAUUAAUUAAACGCACAGUGCAGCGGCGGUAGUUUUUAUAACAACAAAACGAGUUGGAAAAACUUCAAUUGGUGCCUUAUCACACGCAGAGAUGAAGCAACUUUGAAGAAAACAACAGCAGCGAAUAACAAAAAAAAAUAACUGCCACACACAGUAACAUUCACACAACUGCAACACUGGCAACGCUGCAGCAACAUUCGCUCCAUUUAAAUGUGCCACAACAGCGACGAAGUGAAACUUUAGCGACAACGCAAUUCAAAACGCCUCGCACGAUCCCAUGUCAUGAUUACAAGAAUAUCAGCGACAAGAGUAUCGUCGUCACAAACGCCCACAUGUAACAGAUCUAAGUCAAGAGCAACAAUGCAGCAACACAUGAAAAUAACAAAAUUAGCGACCACAUCAAUACCAGCCGGUCAACCGAUCGCAGUGCGACAUGCAACAACCAAUCGCACAGCAACAACAAUGCGUCGUUGUAGUCUUGCCGCUUUGCAAGUUUUGGUGCUUGCCUGCGCGCUGCCGCCACCACUUCAACCGCUACUGCCGACACUCCUGCUUACGCCCACGCGGUGGUCAUUCGCCGUCGAAGCGUUGCCGAUAACGUCGAAGCCCAUCGAGGGCACUGCUGAAAAUCUUGCCUGGCAGGCGUGGCUCAUGUUACCGCCCGAACAGAAGCAGCUGGAGAAAUCGCGCAAAGUCACGCCGAAAUCGAUAUUUUCGCUGCCGUUCCGCGACUGCCCGCCCGGGCAUCAGCUAUUUCAGUCGCGCUGCAUACCAACCGUGAACAUCAAUCAAAGCGAUUUGCUGGCGCAGCAAGUGUUGGGCUUGUUGGUUGGUAGUACAACUGGAGGAAUGGGUGGAACAGGCAGCGACAAUGCAUAUGAAUUUGAUUAUGAGGACGAGGAGUAUGGAUUGGGGUUCGGCGAAGGCGAACCGGUGGUGAUGUAUGAGUCCCCACAGCCUUUCAGCGGCACCUCAGCUGCUGGGUCUGGGAACGCACCUGCGCGCGAUGAGCCGCUGAAAUUCAAUCUGUUCGAGCAAAAGUAUCCAACCAGCGAUUAUGAAACGGAUGCAAGUAGCAGUACGUUGGAAGGUAGUGGCGGCGCGCGGCCGUUGAGUGAACCGCUGACCACGCAUAUGACGGCGGAGGGUGAGCGCGUUGGAGCGAGUGCCAAUGAUAGAGAUGAUGGCGCAACCUUCUUCAAUUCAUCACAGUUCUUAGAUGCGGUACAGGGCUUUUUUCAAAGGCAUACCACAACGAGCGACGAGAGCACUGCAAAUACAACAAUGCCCAAUGCGACAACUAUAGACCAGAGUGUUCGUAUUGCCAACGCGACCGAACGCAACACCGACCGUCAAGGACUGAGCGAUUUGCAUGUGGCUAGCAGCAACAUAUCGACAUUUGCCGUCGGCGACAUCGAUGCGAUUAUAUUGCCAGCCGUGAGCUCAGGCAUGCCAGCAACAACAACAACAACAGUCACGAGUGCUGGCGACAGUGGCGAUGGUGGUGGUAGUGCCGGUGCAACUGGUGGCAACCUUGAACCGCAGCGCAUAUCACUCAUCAAGGACGAUAACACUGUACAGCUGGUAACAACGGUAAUUGCACAGUCAGACGGCUAUCAUCGCGGAGGAGGUGAAGACGCGGCAGGCGGAGAUGUUGGAGAUUUAGUUACUGCCGCACAGCAGCAACAUAACAGCGUUGCACAAUACUUACGCGCCGAUGCACUGUUGCCCUUGAGCAGUGCUGCGCCAUAUAUUACAACAACAGCAACUACAUUUGAUGCAGAUAAUGCGGAUCAUGGUACAAAACCACCACCGUUGGCUGCGAAAGACGAGCGCCCACGCAGCGUAACGCAGCAGAAUACGGCCGCAGCAGCAGUACCAGCAGACACGGAUGCUCAGGAGACAAGUUUCAUAACAACAACGGAGCCGGAGGGCACCACCAGUUUUCAAAUCGACGAGACAACAGUUGUUGAGGCGAGUGAUGAGUCCGCUACUGUUCCGGAGGCUAUCCCCCUGCUGGAAGCAAUUUCGAAGCAGCAGCAGUUGGAGUUUCAAAAAUUGAAAGUAGAACCGGUUGAAGAUGAGGCGCCAAUAAAAACAACUUCACCCGAGACAGCAAUCAACGAGCAAACAACAACAGCUGAUGACGAUAAUACAACAAUCGAAACCAAAACAAUUGCCAACGAAAAGGUUGAUACAACAACAGCGAAAGAAGCAGUCGAAAAGAGCGAAAAGUCAGUAGAAGCAACAACAGUUGCAGAAACAACCACACAACCGUUAACCAGUGCAGUCGCAUUGUCAUCAACAAUAAUCGCAACAACAACAACGAAAAUACACUUAACCACCACUCCAAGCUCGGACCGGUUUCGUAGCUCACCGGCUGCCGCUGUCGUCGCGCCUAUCCGCAUCGCUACGGACAAACAAGUAUCCGACGUUGUCAAUUCAGCCACCGCUCCGGCCACGAAUCCGACUAUUGGCGAGGAGACAGCGGCGCCAAGUAUCGACGUCGUGAGUGAUGUGCCGAGGAGUGGCAACAGCGAUUUAGUGAAUGUCGCUGCCGCGAGCAGCAUCAAGACCAGCGACACCAAAAAUGACAGCCGCAAUAAGAAUAAAAACAAUAAGAAGCCGCCUGUGCGCAUUGCAGCGUCAGCGAAGGCAACGAUGGCGGCGAGUGAAAUAAAUAUUGAACAAGAAUUGCGAAUGAUUAAUGAAUUGGUGAAGGGCAAGCGACAGUUGGCCGCGCUGAAAAUGGCAGCUUUAAAGGCAACAACAACAAUGACACAAGCAGCAACAUCAACACAAAAAACCACUGCCAGCGAACCAAAGUUGGAGGUGAAAAAAUCCGGCGCAAACGCGGCUGAGAAUGAACAGAAUGCGCGUGGCGUGGCGGCGGUUGAGGUGCGGCACGAUGUUGAUGAAGCAACAACAACAACAACAACUCAAGUGACGACAAUAACAGCUGAAACCACAACAGUGGUCAACUCGCCCCUGGUGGCGGCCAGUGGCAGCGAAAACGAGGUUCUACAUACAACAGCAACAACAACAACAACUGAUGGAACCAAAGCAGCUACACAAAAAGAGGCGACGGCUAAAAUGGAAAGUGGUAGCCAGCCAGCAGAAACCACAACAGUGGAAAACACUACAGCGGCGGAGGCACUUAGUAAGAUCGUUGAGCUUGCGACCACAACAGCAACAGCAACAGCAGCAGCAAGUGCAGAGCCUGAUUUUGAGGCCGAGGCCACGGCGCCAAGCGCAGAAGCAACUGGUGCGACACUUUGGUCGCGGAUUAUGCCUCUAUUUGGCUUUGGCGUAACAGCGGUGGAAACCGGAGCUAAAGUUGGAGCCGCACAAACAGCAGCAGCAACAACAACAGCGGUGCCAGCGGCCGAGGAAAUUGUUGGAGGCGCUGCAAUUGGUAGUAUUAGUAGUAGUAAUCGAUUUAGUGGCAGCAAUGUUAGAAGUAGUAUUAGUGGUAGCAUAAGCGAUAUUAGUAGCAUUGGUAAGAAUGUUAAGAACAACAAUUUAAUUAGCAACAACAACAACAAACAUUUUGAUGGUCCGAUUCGUCGAAACAGUAAAAUUAUAAGAAUUGAUCAGCUUAGUGCUAAUAGUGUGGGAGGGGCAGCAGCAGCAGCAGCAGCAGCAUCAGCAGCAACAACAAACACGCUAGAAGAAGAAGAAGAAGCAACAGCGACGACAACAACAACGACUAUGGCAAAUACAAAAACCGAUAGCAUUGCGAUUGCGCCAGAGCAAGCGCCUGCGGAACAGUCUUCAUAUUGGUGGCUACCUGCUGGCUGGCGUUCCCAACGGGACACAAGUGACGGCCAGCAGCCGUUACUGUUUCGCCUUUGGUCCGCAUUUCCCGAAAGUCAAAUGAAAGCCAAAGUAAGAACAUAAUAAGUCCAAUGCGUACUACCUCUACUGUCGAUUCAUAUGAAAAAGUACAAACAGGGGGAGAACUGUGAAAAGAAGUUAGUGAGAAAUUUUUUGUAGUGAAAUAUUAAAAGUUUUUUUUUUUUCAUUUCAUUAUAGGGAUGGAGAGCCCGGCAUGAGAAGGCAUUGAAAGGGACGGGAUUUUUCCUAAGAGCACUCGUACAAAUAAAAUAAACCAGUUAGAAAAAAAAUAUAAUAAACAAAAAAGGCAAAACAUAAAACAUAAAACGAAAAAUAGAAAACAGAAAAACACAACAAAGAAAUAAACGAAACACAAGCUUAGCAAAUUAUUAAGUAGAAACCAAUGAAAAGUAAACAAAAAUCGCAAGAAAAAUAGAAAAUUUUUUAAUAGUCAAUGACAUACUAAUAACUUGUACUUGUGCCGCAAUUUGUCGAGGAGAUUAAUGUGAAAGGCAUCAGAAAGUUUGGACAGGGAAAUGUGCGCCAAAGAAUAUUUUUAAACGGUAUGAGCGAUAUUUCGGUGAAAGCUCGAGAAAGCUUCCAUAUCAGGCAGCCUCGGAAAAGUCGUGCUUCAAGUAUGUAGUAAAGCGAUGCAAACUUGCGAAAACCGACUUCAAUUGGCAUAAAAAAAUUUAAGAUGAUUGUUUAUUUCUUCUUGAUCCUAUGAUCGUGGUCCAAAGUUAUGCGUAAACAGAUA